UCUAACCGUCCAUGUAUACUCUCUCUCUCUCACCUUUGACCACCAUGGCUCGGUUGGAGGAGCACAACCCAUUUCUCCGAUUUGAAAAAUUCAAAAAAUGGUCUAGAAAAUCUUUUUGUUAUUAGAAAGGAUCACCCUUUAAAUAAUUAGUGUAUUUUUUUUCUUUCUUUAUAAAUAUAUAUAUAUAUCAUCUCCCAACCCAUGUAGUAGUAUUCAGAGAUCCUUAUUUUAGAGAAAAGAAAGAGAAAGGAGUCACUUUCUUCCAAGCCCAGACUCCUUGGUUCUUGUUAAGCUCAAUUUUCAUUCCGGGUAAUCAUUUUUUUUUUAUCUCCUACUUUCUCGCGGAGGCAGGCAGGCGGGUUUUACAUCCAAUUAGGGCUCCGAGAAGGUUUUUAAUUGGCAUUGGGAUUUGGGAUUGAUAUUUUACAUAGAAAGAGAGAUGAUAAUAAAGCGUAACUUCAAAUCGGUAAUGCCAAGACUGAAGCGGUGCCGAGUUAGCGAGUCUGGUGGCGUUGAAGAAGACGAAGAAUCGGAUUAUCGGAAGAAGAGAAAAGUUAAUGGACAUUAUCCUCUGCAUCUCCUUGGAGAAGUCGCCGCAGACAUAAUUUCAUUAAAAGACCAAACUCCUUCCUCGGUUAAGGAGGAACAGCGUAAACUGAUUGGUAGCUUUAAAGUGAUACGCGAUACAGCUGUUACUGCGGAGGUGGUUUCACGUCCUGCAUUGGUCAGGACUUCAAGAGGAAGAGUUCAGGUAUUGCCGUCUAGGUUUAAUGAUUCAAUUAUCCAUCAUUGGAAAAAGGAUAAGACCAAAGUUUGUGAUAAUAGAGAAUUCAGUUUGAAUCCUGAAUUCGCUCAUCAUAAAAACAAAUUAAACUUCAAGAACCUCAAUAUCCGAAGCAACCAAAGAGAGGAAUUAAUGUCCCCUAGAUCGAAGAAGAACUCUAGUUUACAUUUAACUUCCCGUGGCUCUGUUAAUUCAUUCUGGGAGCAAUGGGUUGAAACAGAGAGGUCGCACCCUAUCAAACAUGAACAACCUAGUCGAUCAUUACAGGACAGGGACAUGGACAGCGAGAGGACAAGAGAACUAUAUGGUCCUGAAGAUUUUGUUUCUGGUGAUAUAGUCUGGGCUAUGUCUGGGAAGAAUGAUCCUGUUUGGCCAGCUAUUGUUCUUGAUUCAAAAACCCAAACUCCACGUCAGGUCUUAACCUUCCAGAUUGACAAAACAGUAUGUGUGAUGUUUUUUGGAUAUUCAGGAAAUGGAACGCAACGGGAUUAUGCUUGGGUCAAAAGAGGAAUGAUAUUCCCAUUUCUUGAUUAUGUGGACAGAUUUCAGUGUCAAACUGAGUUGAAUAAUAACAAACCCAGUGACUUCCGGUAUGCUAUAGAUGAGGCCUUUUUAGCAGAACAAGACUUUAAUGAAAUGUUGAUGGUGGAGAUUAAUGCAGCAGCUGGGAACUUCGAUUAUCUAAAUUCUCUAAGAGACAAGAUCCAUGAACCUAGUUCUUCGGGUCAGCAUAAAGAACUUGAAACUCAGAAACAUGAAACUCUUAAGAGAAAAGGGAUGGAAUCGUGUGAUAGUUGUGGAUCCAGUUUGUAUGAUAAUAAACUUUCUUGUAAGGCGAAGGAUUUAUCCGCCGGAGGCCGACUGUGCGAGUCAUGUGCAAGGUUGAAAAAAUUAAAGCGUUCUUGUAGUGUAUGUAAGAAGAUUCGACAUCAUUCUGACAAUACAAGCUGGGUGCGCUGCCAUGGUUGUAAAGGUUUGUUACAUGUUGCAUGUGAUAAAAUUCAUAGCAGCCUUGUGAAGGAUCAUGCUUCUUCUGAUUACAAUUGUCCCGAGUGCAGAGCAAGGUUCAAUUUCGAGUUGUCAGAAUCAGAAAAUUUUCAGUCUAAAGUCAAAAACAAUAAGAAAGAUCUGCCUGACAAGGUUACUGUCAUAUGCUCUGCGGUGGAAGGCAUAUAUUUUCCGAGUCUUCACUUGGUUGUGUGCAAAUGUGGGUUAUGUAGCUCAGAAAAGCAGAGUCUUAGUGAUUGGGAACGACAUACUGGAUCCAAAGCAAAAAGUUGGAAAACUAGUGUGCGAGUGAAAGGUUCCAUGCUAUCACUGGAGCAAUGGAUGCUGCAGAUGGCAGAGUUUCAUUCACGGAGUCUUGUUUCAGUGAAAACUCAGAAACGUCCUUCAGUAAAGAUUCGAAAGCAGAAGCUGCUUACGUAUUUACAGGAGAAAUAUGAACCUGUUUACGUGAAGUGGACAACAGAGCGAUGUGCUGUCUGUAGAUGGGUUGAAGAUUGGGAGUACAACAAAAUUAUUAUAUGUACAAGAUGCCAAAUAGCUGUGCAUCAAGAAUGCUAUGGAGCGAGGCAUGUAAAGGAUUUCACUUCAUGGGUUUGCCGUGCGUGUGAGACACCAGAUAUUAAGCGCGAGUGUUGCCUCUGUCCUGUGAAAGGAGGUGCUAUGAAACCUACUGAUGUUGGAUCAUUGUGGGUUCAUGUUACUUGUGCUUGGUUUCGCCCUGAAGUUGCUUUUUCCAAUGAUGAAAAGAUGGAGCCUGCUGUUGGAAUUUUAGGAAUUCCAUCAAAUUUCUUUGUAAAGAUCUGUGUGGUUUGUAGACAAAUUCAUGGUGCCUGCACACAGUGUUUUAAGUGUUCCACUUAUUUCCAUGCCGUGUGUGCAUCAAGAGCUGGAUACUGUAUGGAGCUGCACUGCUUGGAAAAAAAUGGAAAGCAAGUUACAAAAAUGAUUUCUUAUUGUGCUUAUCACAGGGCUCCAAAUCCAGACAAUGUUCUGAUUGUGCAGACUCCGCUAGGGGUUUUCUCCACCAAAAAUCUUAUCCAUGAUCAGAAACGAACUGGUUCACGGUUGAUUUCCAAUAGGUUGAAACUUCAAGAGGCUCCUCCUACAACUGUGGAGAUCACCGAGUUUGAUCCAUUUUCUGCAGUGAGAUGUCGUAUUUCUAAAAGAAUGAACAACAAGAAGACAGGUGAAGAGGCUAUUAUUCACCGAAUAAAGAGACCUUGUCAUCACUCUGUAAAUGUGAUGCUGAGAUUGAACAGUUUCAUAAAAAUUGAAGAACCCAAAGCCUUUUCCACUUUCAGGGAACGGUUGCAGAACUUGCAAAAAAAUGAAAAUGAUCGAGUGUGCUUUGGGAAGUCAGGAAUACAUGGAUGGGGUCUAUUUGCUCGUAGGAAUAUUCAAGAAGGAGAAAUGGUUAUUGAAUAUCGUGGUGAACAGGUUAGACGCAGUGUUGCUGAUCUGAGAGAGGCACGCUACCGUUUGGAAGGCAAAGAUUGCUAUCUAUUCAAGAUAAGUGAAGAAGUUGUGGUGGAUGCUACAGAUAAAGGGAAUAUUGCACGUCUGAUCAACCAUUCUUGUGUACCGAACUGUUAUGCUAGGAUUAUGAGUGUAGGUCAAGACGAGAGCAGGAUUGUUCUGAUUGCAAAGAUUCAUGUGUUUGCCGGUGAUGAACUGACGUACGACUACUUAUUUGAUCCAGAUGAGUGUGAUGAAUUCAAAGUUGCUUGCUUGUGUAAGAAUGCAAACUGCAGGAAGUUCAUGAACUAGUUAUAUACCCGAUUGGGAGAGAGCUGUAACAAUUUUUUUCUCCGCAAGGAGCACUAACCACCGACCAAACUAAAUGGACCUCACAAGCCUUAACCCGAUUUUGUUCUUUUUGAGUUUAGGUUCAAAUGCAGAUUUUCCUUUUUGUUACAAUUUCUGUUGGAUAACUAUUAAACUAUUGGUUAGAUAUGGGCACUUCUUUUGGAUCUUCUGUACAUAAACCUUCAUGUUUUUUUUCUUAAUCUUUCUUCUUGCUGUUUUA
Impatiens glandulifera is the source of this 3818-nucleotide messenger RNA. Its product is annotated as histone-lysine N-methyltransferase ATX4-like. The record is from RefSeq and is a predicted model, not a curated record. Lineage: Eukaryota; Viridiplantae; Streptophyta; Magnoliopsida; Ericales; Balsaminaceae. The coding region runs from base 440 to 3559 and encodes 1039 amino acids. Gene Ontology annotation, biological process: regulation of transcription by RNA polymerase II. The transcript has 23 exons. Gene Ontology annotation, molecular function: protein binding.